GGCACUUCCGGGUAACAAACCUGCGAGUGUCUUCCUGUAACUCAGCCGGCUUGAGUGUUUCUGGGUGAAACCUUCUGGGUGACUCUGCUGGGUGCUGUGAGCGGAGCUCGGCAAGCUCAGAACUGCAGACAUGGAUGUAAUGACCUUUGAUGACUUGCAUGUGGACUUCACUCCAGAAGAGUGGGCUUUGCUGGAUCCUUCUCAGAAGAGUCUCUACAAAGAUGUGAUGUUGGAGACCUAUAGGAAUCUCACAACUAUAGGCUACGUUUGGGAAGACUAUUCUAUUGGUGAACAUUUUCAAAGUUCUAGAAGACAUGGAAGGCAUGAAAUAAGUGGUACUGGAGAGCAACCCUCUGAGAUUACUCAUUGUGGUAAAGCUUUUGAAUAUCAGAGUCAUACUCAAAGGCAUGAAAGAACUCAUAAUGGAGAGAGACCCUAUAAAUGUAACCAAUGUGGCAAAGCCUUUGUACGAAGAAAUGAUCUCAAAAAUCAUGAAAGAACACAUACAGGAGAGAAACCUUUUGAGUGUAACGAAUGUGGUAAAGCUUUUGUACGAAGCAGUUAUCUCCGAAGCCAUAAACAAGCACAUUCAGGACAGAAACCCUAUGAAUGUAACCAAUGUGGUAAAGCCUUUAUAGCAAGAAGUGCUCUGAAAUAUCAUAAAAGAACCCAUACUGGAGAGAAACCCUAUGAAUGUAACCAAUGUGGUAAAGCCUUUGCGGGAAGCAGUGGUCUCAAAUAUCAUAAAAGAACACAUACAGGAGAGAAACCCUAUGAAUGUAACCAAUGUGGUAAAGCUUUUACAGGAGGUGUUGCUCUCAAAUAUCAUAAGACAACACAUACAGGGGAGAAACCCUAUGAAUGUAACCAAUGUGGUAAAGCCUUUGCAGUGAGGACUGAACUCCAAAUACAUAAAAGAACACAUACUGGAGAGAAACCCUAUGAAUGUAACCAGUGUGGUAAAGCCUUUGUACAAAGAGGUCAUCUUAGAAAACAUAAACAAACACAUACAGGACAGAAACCCUAUGAAUGUAACCAAUGUGGUAAAACCUUUGCAGUAAGCAGUGGUCUCCAAUAUCAUAAAAGAACACAUACAGGGGAGAAACCCUAUGAAUGUACUGAAUGUGGUAAAGCCUUUGCAGGAGUCGCUGCUCUCAAAUAUCAUAAAAGAACACAUACUGGAGAGAAACCCUAUGAAUGUGACCAAUGUGGUAAAGCCUUUGCAGGAAGUAGUGACCUUAAAAUACAUAAAAGAACACAUACAGGGGAGAAACCCUAUGAAUGUACUGAAUGUGGUAGAGCCUUUGCAGGAGUCACUGCUUUCCAAUAUCAUAAAAGAACACAUACUGGAGAGAAACCCUAUGAAUGUGACCAAUGUGGUAAAGCCUUUGCAGGAAGCAGUGACCUUAAAAUACAUAAAAGAACACAUACAGGGGAGAAAAUGGAUUAAUGUAACCAAUCAGGUCAAACUUUUUCACAAAUCAGUAGCCUUAAUAUACAUAGAAGAACACAUAUUUUAGAGAAACCCUUUGAGUGUAUUCAAUGUGGUAAAACUUUUUCACAAAGCAGUGGUCAUCACAAUCAUAAAAGGACACAAACAAGCGAGCAGUUUUUGAAUGUGAGCAGUGUGGUUUUAAAACUUUUCACAAAGCAGUGUCCCCCAAAUAUAUAAAGGACCAUAUACUGGAGAGAAACACUGAAUAUCAUCAAUGUUCUGAAGCUCUUCUAUGUCCCAAUCAUCUUCAAAUACAUAAAAGGACAUGUACUGGAGAAAACUCUGAAUGUAACUAAAGUGGUAAAGCCUUUGCACAAAAGAUUCAUCUCCUAGUACAUCAAAUGAUACCCGGUGAAGAGAAACACUAUGAAUAUAAGCAGUGUUUUAGAACGUUUGCAAGUCACAGUACUCUCCAAGUAAAUAAAAGAAGACACACUCAAGAGAAACCCUGUGAAUGUCAUCAACAGGAUAAAGCCUUUGUACAUUGGAAUCCUCUUCAAAUAUGUAAAAGAAGACAUACCUGUGAGAAUCUCUAUGAAUGUAAACAAUGUGGUAAAACCUUCAUAUGUCAGUCAUAUUCAGAGGCACAAAAGAAACCAUAAUGUAGAAAAAUCCUUGAGUGUUUUCAAUAUGAUGAAGCCUUUGCACACUUCUAUAGUCUUCAUCACCAUAAAACAACCCAUACUAUGUAGAAAUUUAUGAAUACAUUUAAUAUUGUGAAGCCUUUUCAAAAUUCCCAAGUUUUCAUCAGCAUGAAAGAGAAAUCCCAUGAAUGCAUUCAAUGUGGGGAAGCCUUUGUACAUUUUUACUGUCUUCAUCAUCAUGAAAGUACUCAUAAUGGAGAGAAAGUCUAUGAGUGUAAACGAUGUGGUAGAGCCUUUCUGGUGUGGGGUCCUCUCAGAUCCAACACCACUCAGUCUCAGGUAAUGCAAGUGACAGGAGUUUAUGGUAACAAAGCUGCUGCUGGUUCAUGACAUACUUGGAACAUAAUGUGUGACUUGUAACACACACAUUUCCCCAGGUGAGCCAGAAUGUUUCAGAGCUGGCAUCUUGCAGUCCAAAAGGUUAACCCACAAUUAUUAAUGUCUGAAAGAACUACAGGAACCAAACCAGAUAAGAGCCUGAGGAAAAGGAGGUCCAGUGACAUGCCCAAGUUGAGGUCCAUGUCAGUGGGAAGCCCCAAAGUCUGACACUAUUACUGAUGCUAUAGUGUGCUUACAAAUAGAGGGCUGUCAUGACUGACUUCCAAGAAGCUCAAUAAGCAGGUGAAAGAGUCAGAUGCAGAUAUUUACACCCAAUCAGUGGACAGAAACUGGUGACUCGUGAGGUUGAAAUAGGGAAAACCUGGAAGAAGUUUAGGAGGAGGGCAACUAUAUAGGAAGUCAAGCAGUCUGAACUAACGUGUACCCCUGUGAUCUCUCACACACUGAGCCACCAACCAAGUAGCAUAAACCACCUGAUACAGAGCAGAGGACUACUGGGUCUGGACUCAGUCAGAGUAGAUACACAUGACCCUCCAGAAUCUUGGGGCCCCAGGUAGUGGGGAGGACUUGUGGGGUGGGGGUUGUGCAUAGGAACAUCUUGAAGAUAGGGGGAGGAGGAGUAAGAUGAGGAAGAGUUGGAGGGUGGAUAAGCAGGGGUAUAAAAUAUGAAUUGUAAAAAAAAGAUUGAACAAUAAAUGAAUAAGAAAAAUGAAAAUAAGGAGAGAACACCAGAAAUUUCUGUGCCAAAUUACACGUAGAUUUUUUCCAACAAUCAGGGUUUAGGGAUAGGGGCUUAUGUAGUUGACAGUUAUCAACUGUUAUAGAAUGUGGGUUUUACAGUUCAAACAAUCAUAUGGAUUUGUUCUUUGGUGGUAAAGAUCGGGUGUUAUGUUUUGAGAGCCUGGAAAUUGGCUUAUAUCGUAAGCAGAAGGAAAUUUAAUUGAAGUUAAAUACAUAUGAAAAGAUGUUUGUUCAAGUUAUGUAAAGGGAAAGGAUAUAUAUCCAUGGAGAUAUUAAUCUCCAUGGAAGGCAGAAUUUAUGUAUGCAUAGAUAAAUACGUUUGGUGGUUAUAAUAUUAAAACCCCUCUAGGAUAGAGGUUGAAAUAGGGCAAACUUGAACAGGAAAGAGCUGUUAAUUGAAUCGAUCUCUACCUUUGAUGAUUGUGUGUUACUGGAACAAGGACAUGCUAUUAAGGGAGAGAGACUCUAUAAUUGUGUUAGUAGGAAAGAAGAAAAGGCUUUGGACCCCUUCCAGAGUGAUAUGGAUCAGAUAUGACAGGAGAAGUCCCCUGAAAAUCUUGGCUAAAGGAAAAAAAGUUUCAGAAAAAUCAAACGAGCAGGAGUCAUGAUUUGCUGAUUCCUCCAUAUGGGAACAGCCCUAUAACUAACCUAGACAUAAAAAGUCUGUAGACAAACCUUCAGAUAAAAGUAGACGAUUCAUAUUGUUGUUUAUGGAACACUUACUAUUCAACAUGCCAUCAUUCCUAUGGCAUGAGUGAAGAUUUAUUACAAUUGCUUAUUGAUUAAAUUAACUCAAAAGUAUAAUUUUCUUGUACCUGCUCAAAUCAGAAUCAAAAAUUCAUCCUUAACUGAACAGUGUAUCUUGCACAAUCCAUAGGAAUAUCUUAAUAGUACUGAAAUCCUUUUUGUAAGAUUCAUAUAUUGCAGAAUGUCCCCCUUUUGACAAGAUUUAUUGGUGGGGAUCCUGAGAUGACCUGUUGAUCCAGCUACCUGCCUCCUGAUGCUGGAAGAAACUGGUGAAAUGUUUUGUACUGGUUCUAUUGCUACUUGUUUUAAGUCAGUUCCCAAAUUGUCCAAGAACCAUGCAUUUGUGAUGAUGUGCAUUCUAUCCUCAGCUGGUUCUAAUUGGUAGACUUGCACAGCCACUGUCAGGGAGCAGAGGAAGUU
Molecule: messenger RNA, 4386 nt
Organism: Arvicanthis niloticus (Nile rat)
Lineage: Eukaryota; Metazoa; Chordata; Mammalia; Rodentia; Muridae
Biological process (GO): regulation of DNA-templated transcription
Cellular component (GO): nucleus
Source: RefSeq, a predicted model, not a curated record